Molecule: messenger RNA, 474 nt
Organism: Argiope bruennichi
Lineage: Eukaryota; Metazoa; Arthropoda; Arachnida; Araneae; Araneidae
Product: mitochondrial inner membrane protease subunit 1-like
Exons: 1
Coding region: 1-474 (157 amino acids)
Cellular component (GO): membrane; mitochondrial inner membrane peptidase complex
Molecular function (GO): serine-type endopeptidase activity
Source: RefSeq, a predicted model, not a curated record
AUGUUUUCUUCCUUGAAACUCAUGAAAAAAGUAAUAACCAAAGCUCUUGUAGUUACUGGAUAUGUCGGCUACACAGCUUGUGUGGUCCAUUGCACUACCGAAUAUAUUGGUGAUGUGGUCAUUUGUCAAGGGCCUUCUAUGGAACCAACUCUGAAUUCGCAAGACAUCAUGCUGACAGAACAUAUUUCCAUAUUUAGAAGAAAUAUAAACAGGGGUGAUAUCAUCAUAUCUAGAUCACCAUCGAAUCCUAAAGAAUUCAUUUGCAAACGAGUGAAAGGAAUUCCAGGGGAUAAAAUUCGAAGUGGCUUUUCUUGUACUGUUGUUCCAAAAGGCCAUGUUUGGUUAGAAGGUGAUAAUAAGAAUAACUCAACUGAUUCUAGAACUUAUGGACCAGUGCCUAUUGGGUUAUUGCGAAGUCGUGCUUUCUGUAGGAUAUAUCCAUUUAAAAAAGCUCAAAUGUUCUCUAGAAGCUGA